AUUGCUCGAUUACGUUUCUCGUUCUGGCUGCUGUAAAUGAAUGACUUUAUGAGUCGAAACAAGAAAAAAUCGCACUUCUUGCAUUUCCCGUAUUUGCUCAAACAAUCGUGUUUGUAUUCGUUUUGUAUUUGUUGCGCAGUAAAAGCGACUCCCACGGAAAUGACCAAGGUUGGAAGAACUAGCGACGUAUUUUGGCGCUGACGCAAUGUCCCGGCGCCUGGCAACACGCACCGGGUGAUUCAUUGUAAAGUUGGAAGAUGGCUUGGCUAAUUUGCAAUUUCACUAAAAGAGAAACAUGUCUCUAAGCCGGACAGCUGCUAACUUAUCUGUUUUACACUAAUACUCCUGUUUGUGUCAGACAAUCAUCCGACCAUGAAGUUGCUCCAUAAAGAUAUUGAGAAAGAUAAUGCCGGCCAGGUGACUCUGGUGCCAGAGGAGGCGGAGGAUAUGUGGCACACCUACAACCUGCUGCAAGUGGGGGACAGCUUAAGAGCCUCGACUAUCAGAAAGGUGCAGACAGAGUCCCCUACAGGAAGCGUGGGCAGCUCGAGAGUCCGGACUACUCUGACUUUAUGUGUGGAGGCUAUCGACUUCGACACCCAGGCCUGCCAGCUGAGAGUAAAGGGAACUAACAUAGAGGAGAACCAAUAUGUCAAGAUGGGUGCUUAUCACACCAUUGAGCUUGAGCUCAACAGAAAGUUCACUCUGGCUAAAAAGAACUGGGACAGCGUUGUGCUGGACAGAAUUGAGCAGGCAUGCGAUGCGGCCCAGAGGGCAGAUGUGGCAGCUGUUGUAAUGCAGGAAGGUCUGGCCAACCUGGUGCUUGUGACACCUGCCAUGACUCUGCUUCGUGCAAAAGUGGAAGUCACCAUUCCCCGUAAGAGAAAAGGAAGCUGCAGCCAGCACGAGAAGGCGCUGGAGAGGUUUUAUGAGGCUGUGAUGCAGGCGAUUCUCCGUCACAUCAAUUUCGAUGUUGUGAAGUGCAUCCUGGUGGGCAGCCCAGGCUUUGUGAAGGACCAAUUUAUGACUUACCUCUUUAAAGAGGCGGUGCGACAGGACAACAAGGUCCUGCUGGAGAAUCGUCCCAAGUUCAUGCUGGUCCACUCAUCAUCAGGUCAUAAGUACUCACUCAAAGAAAUCCUUUCCGAUCCCACUGUGACAAGUAGGCUGUCUGAUACGAAGGCAGCCGGAGAGGUGAAAGCCCUGGAAGACUUCUAUAAGAUGCUGCAGCACGAGCCUGACAGAGCCUUCUAUGGACUCGCUCAUGUGGAGAAAGCUGCCGACGCCCUUGCUAUCGACACCUUGUUGAUAAGUGAUAACUUAUUCAGGCAUCAGGAUAUCCCCAUGAGGAGUCGUUAUGUUCGCUUGGUGGACAACGUGAAAGACAAUGGUGGCAAUGUCAGAAUUUUCUCAAGCCUUCAUGUUUCUGGUGAACAACUGACUCAGCUGAGCGGAGUGGCUGCCAUCUUGCGGUUUCCCAUCGCCGACCUUUCAGACGCCGAAGACGACAGCAGCUCAGAUGAAGCCUGAUCCACACACAUACAUCAGAAAGCUCUGGAGCCCCCCACCCACCCACCCAAACAAAAGUGUUGCAGAUAAACACAGGAAUGCUUUCAGUGUGCUAUAAAACAAAAAAUUAUCCCACCUCUGUAACAUCCACACCUCUUACAAAUUAAAUUAGCAUGCCCGAUUUUCUAAAGCCGCCAUAAUUUCACUUAAUUUGAUGCAGUUUUACGUGCUUUGAUGCUUUUGGUUUGAAGGUGACAGUUUCUCUGAAAGGUGCAGAUAAAGCUAAAAAAACAGAAAAUCCUCAAUUCAUAAGUUUGCCAGUAAGCUGAAUGUAACAUUUGGUGCCAAGUCCAUAAUUUAAAAAAAAAAAACAAAAAAAACAGAUCACAUUUUGAGUGAUAGCAAUAACAAAAUCGGUGACUUCUUGUGUCAAGUGUACAUACAAUAUAUCUUUCUUGCAAUUAAACAGCAGAAGCAUGCGACUACUGUUAUUUCUCUCUGUUAACAUGCAUGGAUUAAAUACAGGUUGGACCAAGAUAUAAAAAAUAUAUUAUUUCUUACAUACAUUUCUUACUUACAUUUCCAUUUAAAAACUAUCUAAGGGCAUUACAGCCCAAACUACUGCAUAUCAACCUCUAUGUAAUCAAGUAUGUUCAGGAUUUUCAAUUUCAAGCAGUGAUAUGUGAUUUACAGUUAGAACACUGUAGGUUCCUCUUAUUCUUCUCUGGUAAAAUGUCAAGUCAUGAACUUCCCUUGUGAAGAAUUUCAGCAGCAAGGACGAAAGUGCCUUUUUAAAUUGAACUUUUUUUAAACAUCAGCUGCUUCUCUAUGUUAAGUUCCUAUUUAUUGACUUUUCCAUUUCAUUUGGUUUUUUAUGUAACAAUUACAUUCAUGAAUGAAUAAUAUUUUUCAAUGAAUUUAGCUGUUUUCCCCCUUUGCAUUUGUCAACCUAAUUAUUUUACAUAUGUAUAUUUUUUUCACAUUUAUUGAAGCUUUUUUGCAUCAUUAUGCAACUGAAGGGGCUGUCAUUAAAAGUGCAGUGAUGUUUGUUGAUGGUAGGGUGCCUCUGGAAAAUUGGAGUGUGUAGUUAAAGUAGCUAGCUGGAGAAAAAAUUGAUAAAUUGAAAAUUAAAUGGGAAGGUUUAAAAAAAAAAAAAAAA
Messenger RNA from Archocentrus centrarchus (flier cichlid), 2668 nucleotides. It is a transcript of the gene pelo, whose product is annotated as pelota mRNA surveillance and ribosome rescue factor. Gene Ontology annotation, biological process: nonfunctional rRNA decay; RNA surveillance; nuclear-transcribed mRNA catabolic process, non-stop decay. The record is from RefSeq and is a predicted model, not a curated record. Lineage: Eukaryota; Metazoa; Chordata; Actinopteri; Cichliformes; Cichlidae. Gene Ontology annotation, cellular component: cytoplasm. The transcript is spliced from 13 exons. Bases 373 to 1530 code for a protein of 385 amino acids.